This is a messenger RNA of Cylindrotheca closterium, 3111 nucleotides long. NCBI's taxonomy places the organism in Eukaryota, Bacillariophyta, Bacillariophyceae, Bacillariales, Bacillariaceae. The record is from the annotation of a GenBank genome assembly.
AUGUGGCAACAGACGGCCUCGCUGGGCUCACAGAGCUCUGACGAUAAGAGGACAGACAGUACAACUUCUACAAGCAAUCUGGAAGAAACUGAAAGGACACCCGCUCAUCAGCAGUCAGAUUCUUGUGAAUCCACAAGGGUAGAAGAAAAAAGUCCUGAUAGUGCCUUAAAAAGUGGGCCCGCAGAAGAGUCCUUGGCUAGUUCUGGCAACAGGGCUGCAGCCGUGACUGCCUUUAACAGUAGCAUUGAAGAGGUGGAAACAACUCCCAGUCAUCCGUCAGAUGCCGAUGAAUCUGCACCCAUAGAAACGUCAUGUCGUAGAGAUUCCUUGAAACUUGGCUCAACCGAAGAGGUCUUGGCCUCUGCCAAUUCAUUGCUCCAACACCAUCGAAUUGAACGGUUAAAACAACGAUCAAUAGAAAUCGACAUGCCAUACGGUGAUAUGCCCACAGAAACAGAAAUUCGUUCAAUAUACUCCGAAAGUAAAAAGGACACAACUCCAAAGUACGAGCAGAUUUCCUUCGCAGCUAGUAAUGAGGAACCCCUGCCUUUUUUUAUCGAUCAAGUCAAUCAACGUGGUCAAAAAAACAGUCCAACGUUUCGAGGAGAAGUAGAAAUCUCAACCGAAGAGCAAGAUGCAAGCUUUAGCAAUGACGAGAAGAAUUUAUCAAAUUCUACUCGCAAGGGGGUUACACAAAUCGAAGAUUCUUCGAUCAAUGCCAUCGAACCAAAAGUGAUUAGGUCGCUAGUUGCCAAAGAAGAUUCCAAGGAAAUUCAGAACUCAAAAUGGUAUUCUAUCUUUGGCGAUCAAAUGAAUCCUAGGAGUUCAAUGAAUGGUGGAGAUGAUACAGCGAAACACGUUGAUGUAGGAUCAUCAAGAACACAAAUGCCCAAUUCCAUCGUCAAGGCCAUCCAUGACAAACCGGACGAUAGUGUUCACACCCAGAUGCCGGAUUGGAUAGAGAAUCAAAGUUCGGGAUGCAACGAUGAAACUUCUGCUAGCACAUAUGCCCCUGGGCAAUCAAGAACGGUGAUAGUGCAUGAGAUCAUGAGAGAAGGAUGGACUUGGGGUAGUGCAUGGUCACCAAGCGGAGAUCGACUUGCCAUAGCUACGGAGAACCACCAUCUUGCCGUUAUUGAUACGCGCUCAUCGCCGAUUUGGAGAGUGAAACACGACAAGCGUAUGAGUGGGUCCCUUAACAGGGGAACUGGUUCCAUUCGAUGUGUUGCUUGGGGUAGCAAUUUCAUUGCUAUUGGAGGCACUGGUGAUGCUGUUUCUAUACUUGCACCUACCGAGCCAUACCCAAUCAUUCACACACUUUCUGCCGGGACAUAUGUCGGUUCCUUAGAUUGGAGAUGUAACAGCAAAACGUUAAUCACAGGGAAUCGCGAUGGUAAAGUUCAUAUUUUUGGAAUUGGCUCCUCAGAAGACGACGAUAGUGCUUCAGCAAGCACCGAAUACAGCAGUGGAAGGAACGCGAUACAGAGUAAAAUUCUCAAGACAAUUGAUCUGAAACCAGCAUGGGUGAAUGCUGUAAAGUUCAGUCCAGACGGGUUAUCAUUUGCUGUUGGGGACGAAGACGGCAUACUCGGCGUAUACUCGUUCCUGGAACGGCAAGAUGGAACACAGAUUGAGAUUUCUAAUGUUGCAAAUUUCAAAAUGGAAGAUUCUAUCCUCGAUAUAGAGUGGUCGCCCAAUGGAAAAUGGCUCUACUCUGGAGGAGAAGAUUUCGCAAUCACUAUAAUAAGGACAGAUGGUUGGGAAGCGAUUCAUAGAAUAAAACGAGAGAAAUGGGUACAAUUCCUUACCUGUUCGAGCAGUGGUUCGCAUUUGGCUGUUGGGGGUCUUUCUUCUGAGAUAUCGAUUCUUGACGCGGAAGGCACAUGGCAAACGGCAAUCAUUUUAGACCUCAAAGGAAUGAAUCCACUAUCCGCAAAAUGGCACCCAAAAGAUCAAUUCCUGGUGAUUACUGGACAACACAGCAAUGUUUUGGCUAUAGAAACAACAAAAUCACGUUACGUUCAGGGCCAUUGCUUCCACUCCAUAUCACCAAUUCUCGCUGUCGAGUUUUCGCCCGACGGCCGAAUGGCAAUCGUUGGUAACAAGGAGGGAGUCGUCACCAUAUUCAAGGUUGCUGGUUCCGCUUUCUCCGUUUGUUACGAAAUGGUCCUCGAUUGCCUUGGUACGCUUUCUAUCAAAUGGAGUCCUAACGGAGCAUUCAUUGUGAUUGCUUCUGAGAGCAAGAUUGUUGUGCUUUCGAGAAGAAAUCAUGAUGAAUCCAUGUCGCUUGGUGCAUCAGGUUUCGCUGUUGCAAAAAUCAUUCGCGGCAUUGGGAAUAUUUGCGGCAUUUCGGUUGACCCUACAAGUCAAUUUAUCGCUGUUUGCGGUUCAUCCCCUUCGAUCCUUGACGCCACAGCCGACUUUACAAAAUCCUGCGGUAUCAAUUCUCUGAAGAACGACUCACUUCCGCUGCCCAGCUCGUCGAACUUUUCUAGCGUCCUCGAGAUGGGAAGCUCAAGUCGAUCGUUGUCGCUGGCUGCUUCGUGGUCACCAGAUGGGAAAUGGCUAGCCUUAGUUGGAAGGAACCAGAACUUGGCGUUCUUUGACACUUCAUCUGAUUCCCCCUCGAAAUGGCGACGACUCUUUGAGGUAAAGACUAGCCAAGCAGGCCUUGCACUUGCAUGGGGUCCGCCAACUGAAACGGGAUUGCAAUAUUGCGCAUAUGCUGGAGAAGAUAAAAAAGUAUGCAUUCUAGAAAUCCGAGAUACGGAGCGUAGUUGGGAGAUGGUGCUUGAGGUCCCAAGGAAUGGCGUAGUGUAUGAUCUUGAUUGGGAUAGUGAUGGCUUGCUUGCUGCAGCCAUAAGUGAUGGAACUGUGACUAUUAUGGACUUGUCCUACCUAAGGUGUGGUCUUGCUGUGAAUGAGAUGGAUUAUAAUUGGCAAAGGCAGGCUUUGACAUGCUUCACUGAAAUACAAAGAAACAAGGGGAAGAACUGCAUGCAGACGCUGCGAUGGGUCCCAAAAGCUCCCGGUUCGGAUAGCUUGUUGGCAAUCGGGGGAACAGAUGGCGAAGUUGAAAUUCUAGAUCUCACUGCAGAGAGACACAUCUAA